This is a messenger RNA of Dermatophagoides pteronyssinus (European house dust mite), 1319 nucleotides long. RefSeq lists its product as uncharacterized. The record is from RefSeq and is a predicted model, not a curated record. NCBI's taxonomy places the organism in Eukaryota, Metazoa, Arthropoda, Arachnida, Sarcoptiformes, Pyroglyphidae.
UAGUUUCGAGCGUUAUAUGUGCAGUAGUUUGCAUACUUAACAGUUAAAAAUUGCUAAUGUUAAUCGAACAUGGAAUAAUUCGUUUCGUUUGGUCGGUGUAUUUAUGGUCAAUUCUAUCAAUCGAUUUCAUCUAUACAGCUGAUAAAACUGAAUCAAACCAGAUAUGUCAUUCACUUGCCACUGAUGACGAUGAAGUUGAUCGAGUUGGAAAGGAACUAAAUAUUUUGGCGGUGGGUUUAACUCGAAAACAUCUAUUGCUUAUAACAAGAGAUUUUUAUGUAUAUGAAUUGCCUAAAGAUUCACUCGAUUCAAGCAUUAAUAGAUUAUAUUUAAAUGCUACGCCAACACCAUUGUCGGUUAAAUAUCCCGUUCUUUUUAACUCGUCAGAGUUCAACAGCAUUAAGAAAGAAUUAUUCAACGCAUUCAUACUCAUUGAUAAUAAAACGGAUUGGCUUUGUAUAACAACAUGGGAUAAAGAAACAGACGAGGCAGGCAUCAAAUAUGAUCUAAUUAACGAUAAAGUUCAAUCAGGCUUUUAUUUCCUUGGUGAUCAAAAAGAAUUACUUAUAUCAACCGACAAACAUUCUAUGUUUUAUUCAUUACGUUAUUCGCAAAAAACUAAUGGAUUGGAAAUUGCUACUUAUACAUACAGCGAUUCUGACGUUAGUAUCAACCUAACAAAUCCAUAUAGAGUGAUUUGUUAUGGCGAUGAACAAAAACAGACGCUGAUUAUCAAAAAGUAUGGUGAAAUGUGCGAAAAUCAUCCGGUAAAAUGGCCAAUAAUGAAUGGUUUUGUGGCUGGUGAUCGUUUCUAUCUAUUUGAAAAGAAUAACACACAAAUUUUUAGUGAAGAUGCUUAUAUGAAACCCAAUAAAGCUGUAUCAAUUGAAAAAAGCAAAUAUUCUUCGUUUUUCAUAUGUCCUGGAUCAUCCCUAGCCGAAAAUUUUCUAACGAAAAAUCGGUCUAUUCUGAUAAUCAUCUUAAUCAUUUUGUUUGCAUCGCUGUUUAUACUAAUUUGUCUUUUAUUGAUUCGUGUUGAAAAUCAUAAAACUUUUGAUCAAGAUUUUGGAAAAACAAUUCGUUCUUCAUUGGAUUUGAAACAGCGCAAACGAAGAGCGGGCAUUCCUGGUACUAGUAAAUUUACGGAAACUGCAACUAUUCGUUCAUCAUUAAUGACCGAUUCUCGAUCCACAUCAAAAAAUAUUCCAUUCAGUCGCAUCAAAUUAAUGCCGACAACAAGAUCAUUAGAAUUGAACUCUCCAUUCUUCCCUAAACAAGCAGUAUUAAAAUACAAAUUUAAAAUUUCGAAAAAUCAUAAA